UUAUGAAGAGACGUCGACUCCUUCACCAUGUUGCUCUCCUUGUUGCUGCUGCUGCUGGUCAGCGGUUCACAAGCCACUCAUUUUCUGGGUACCAUGAUGACCUACUACCCAGAGGAAACUCGUGCAGACGGCUCAGUUUCAGUGAUCCUUCGCUACAAGCUGAAUUUUGUUUUGUGCUCACAUAGUGAUACAUGGCAAUGUAAUGGAAACUGUGGAACACAAACCCAGACACUUGGUUUGUCUGUGGUUGAGGAAGUAAGCGGUGAAUGGUGUCAGAGAGAAGAAGUGAUAACUCGUCUGCUCCCCAACAAUAAUGGAUUUCAGACUGUGUUGGACAAUUUUGCCUGGAUCAAUAACAUACAAAACGGGAUUUCAAACUGGAGAGCUGUGACUGAUGUUGAAGUGAGGAACCGGUCCGACAUCGGAAAACCCAACACAUCCCCACAGACCACCAUCCUCCCUGCUCUGAGAAUUCCUUCAAACUGUGCCAAAAACAUAGAUUUAUUGGCCUUUGACCCCGAUGGAGACGAAGUGAGAUGCAGAUAUGGAAACACAUCAGAUUCAGAGUGCAACCCGUGUUCACCGCCGUCUGUCCUCAGCGUCUCUUCUAACUGUUCUCUGUCAUUCAGCCCCACCUACAGCAACUCUGAGCUUCCAUACGCCGUCCAGUUGGUGAUCGAGGAUUUUCCCACCCAGGACAUAAAUUUGAUUCAAACUGACGGAUCACAGGAGGUGAAAACUACCAAUGACGCCAUCAGCAAGAUACCUCUACAGUUUGUUUUGAAAGUGGGUCCACCGGUGCCGUCCUGUGCAAAAGGCGACUAUCUGCCCAGAUUUCUGUCUCCAACUCCAGAACACAGAGCUCAGCUCUACGCCCCCGCUGGUCAGACUCUGGUAAUCAACAUCAGCGCUGAGGCGACUCAGUCUAACAUCAACGGCCUCCUGUACAGCGGACCUCACAACGCGGUGAAGGCUUCAUUGGGAUCAGGAAGCUUCUCUCUGACCUGGACGCCGUCUGCCAGUGAGGAUGGACAGAGCCACCCCAUCUGUUUCGUCGUCCAGGCAAAUUAUUUGACUACUUCGCUGCACUCUGACCUUCGGUGUGUUAUCGUGACGGUUGGAUACGGCCCACCAUAUAUUACGGCUCUGAACCUGAAGAUCUCCACCACGCUGUCAAUGGAGGAUGAUUCUGACGCCAUCAUGGCUCUGAUCAAAGACACACUGGUUAACGAAGGGCUGCCUUCGACCAUAAGUCUUCGCCUCCUGAGCAGCGGUCAAGUGGUCGUCACAACACCGAGCCCCUAGAGGAACAUCACGAAGAACUAACUGAUCGCUGAAGGGAAAUAUAUAUUCAGAAGACAUAAAUACCUUUUUGGGGGGAUGAUUUUUAUCCAAAA
Poecilia latipinna (sailfin molly) is the source of this 1397-nucleotide messenger RNA. RefSeq lists its product as uncharacterized. Bases 28 to 1305 code for a protein of 425 amino acids. NCBI's taxonomy places the organism in Eukaryota, Metazoa, Chordata, Actinopteri, Cyprinodontiformes, Poeciliidae. The transcript has 10 exons. The record is from RefSeq and is a predicted model, not a curated record.